Pelobates fuscus (common spadefoot toad) is the source of this 1266-nucleotide messenger RNA. Its product is annotated as carbonic anhydrase 2-like. NCBI's taxonomy places the organism in Eukaryota, Metazoa, Chordata, Amphibia, Anura, Pelobatidae. Gene Ontology annotation, molecular function: zinc ion binding; carbonate dehydratase activity. The transcript has 8 exons. Bases 274 to 1056 code for a protein of 260 amino acids. The record is from RefSeq and is a predicted model, not a curated record.
UUUUUGGAAUAUGUGGCUCAGAGGGAAGAAAGGUAGGUAUCUUCUGGGAAACUGGUGAUCGUUUCUUGGGAAGAUUGGAUGCAGAGGUAUUUCCAAAUCUCCAGCACGUUAACAAGCUGAUCUCUGGGAGCCAAACCCACAUGCUAUGGUAUAAGGGAGAUGGAUCUGUGGGAGCCUAUAAAACCCCUCAAAAAAAAGCCUUUUGGCUGACACUCAAACACUGGCACUUAAAGAGGGCAAUUGUCCUGCAGGAAGAACUAACAGCAAAAGGGAAUGGCACAUGUAUGGGGAUAUGGUCCUGACAAUGGACCAGAUACUUGGCACCACUCUUUCCCAAUUGCCCAAGGAGAUCAUCAGUCCCCUAUUGAUAUCAAUACAAGUCAAGCCAAGUAUGACGCGUCUCUUAAACCAGUCAGCAUCCAUUAUGACCCCUCAACAGCAAAAGUCAUUCUGAAUAAUGGCCAUGCUUUCAAUGUGGAAUUUGAAGAUUCUGAAGACAAAUCAGUUCUUAGAGGAGGACCUGUUGAUGGAACCUACAGAUUGAAGCAGUUUCACUUUCACUGGGGAUCCUGCGAUGGACACGGCUCUGAGCACACUGUCGAUGGAGUUAAAUACGAAGCAGAGCUGCACUUGGUUCACUGGAACACAAAAUACGCCAGUUUUGGUGAAGCUGUGAAACACUGCGAUGGGCUGGCAGUAGUUGGUGUUUUUCUCCGGGUAGGAGACACAAAACCUGAAUUGCAGGAGGUGAUCAAUGCCUUAAAUCUUAUUCCAAAUAAGGGAAAGGAAGCCGCUUUCACUGAUUAUGACCCGUCCGGCCUGCUUCCAAACUCCUUGGAUUUCUGGACCUAUAAGGGUUCUUUAACCACUCCACCACUCCUUCAGUGUGUUACUUGGAUUCUCCUUAAAGAGCCAAUCAGUGUUAGCUCUCAACAGAUUUCAAAGCUCCGAAGCCUUUUCUUUAAUGACGAAAGUGAAGACCCAUGCCACAUGGUGGACAACUUCCGUCCACCACAACCACUGAAGAACAGAGAGGUCAGGGCCUCAUUCCAUUAGGAAAAGCCAAUGUAUUCUCUAUGUUUUGUCAUCAGCUGUAGAACCAACUUUAACUUUGAAUUAUCUCUAGCUUUGCAAACUGGGAGAUUUUUUUCUUAGCUGAGAGUCAUAAUCCUUUUUUCUCUCUAAGCAUUUAAUUCUUCUGCUUAAUGAAAUGUGAAAGUCUGCUGACAGGCAAAUCAGUCAUAAUGUGAGAUUCACUUUAAAGCU